AUGCCGAAACCGACACCCGUCGAAGAUCUCGUGGUCCCUCCGCAGGACACGAAAAUAUGCGGAACCAUCUGCAUCUGCCAGAUGACAGCUGUCCUCAGUGCAGUGUCACUGGUAUACUUAACAGUCGCGAUCUACAUGCCGUACACAAGAGCCAUCGCGUCCGGGAUCGACCCUACCCCUAUUAUGUGCACAACAACAAGGGCAAUUAACAAAGACAACUGUGACUGGGGCUCCUGCGGUGAAUGGUGUCUCAGCAAGACCUCCGGCGCCUGCAUCCAGAUCUACGUCAAUGUGAGGAAGAAUGGCACGUCUUUACUACUGUCUGAAUGUGGAAGUGCUGCGAACAAAACAUGCUUCGGUAUCGACCAAGAGAAUGCCAAGAAGUACCACUGCAUCAGGGACGAAUGUAGAAACUUGACAGGGACGUUCAACUGUACUGAAGGAAAAUGUAUCAACAUAACAGACGCUUUCGAGUGCGCCUUCAGAGAAACAGAUCCACCUUUAAAAUGUUCUGGGAGAAGAGGGAAAAUAACUUGUAUAGACGUACACGGACUAUUUUCUUGUAACAGAGGCACUUGUAGAAAAAUAAGAACACCUUAUAAUUGUGAUCGUAGAUGCGUCGACAUUCCUACCCGUAAUAAAAACGUGAUAGUAUUGAGUGGGGACAGAGUGUUUUUAGCAAGAUGUGCGAAGUUAGUUCAAGAAGAAAAUAACGAAGUGGUUUGGACUGACUCUGGUGAAGAAGUGCUAAUGUUAUCGUGUCACGCAGUUCACAACGGAACGCAAGGAGUAGUUGCCGUAGAUUGUAUCAACGCCGCUUUACUUCCGCGCGUAGAUAUUGCUGACCUGACGAACUUCACGUACCUUCAAUAUUUAUACCAAUCUAGAGCGACACCCAAUCGUGUGAUUGCUCCUUCUGAAGUUGAACUAACUUUAGCGAAUGACAGCCGUUUGAUGAUAAACUUAGAAGGAUGUGUAAACACUCUGGCUGAUGAAUGCAAAGAAUUUUUGAAGGACUAUGGGCGCGAUGGAACUGACCACAACGCUAAAGCACGCUUCCCUUGCUUUUACAUGGAAAAUAGCCCUGACACGGUUGUGGCCAGAUUUGAUCUAGAAACUACGUACCGUCAAUUCUUAGUUGCUUUGGUUCUGCCAACAGUAUUGGUCGUGGUGUCUUGUAUAACUUUAAUGUUGUGUCAACGGACCAUUGAAGUUGGUGAUGACGCUAAGAUGAGAUUUAAGGGGUGCGCUGGCGGUCAAGCCGAUAUGCAGCUGCAUCCAAACGAUCCUGUUUCUCCACUCUGA
Messenger RNA from Spodoptera littoralis (African cotton leafworm), 1305 nucleotides. Lineage: Eukaryota; Metazoa; Arthropoda; Insecta; Lepidoptera; Noctuidae. The record is from the annotation of a GenBank genome assembly.